Molecule: messenger RNA, 465 nt
Organism: Thelazia callipaeda (thelaziosis nematode)
Lineage: Eukaryota; Metazoa; Nematoda; Chromadorea; Rhabditida; Thelaziidae
Source: the annotation of a GenBank genome assembly
AUGGCAUUAGAGUUUGAAGACCCGACAGAAAUUCUAACAUGUCAAGAUGACGAUUUUCUACUUAGUGCUAGGUUAGCAGAAAAAACAGAAGAAGACUACGACACCAAUUUGAUUUCACCAUGUGAAUGUCGUGGUUCUGUACAGUUUGUGCACUCACAAUGCUUGCAACAUUGGUUUGACGUGAUGCAUACACGACGCUGUCAAAUCUGUAAAGCAGAAUACGAAUUGGAGGACCGUGGUAUGAAGCCUUACACUGAAUGGUCACUGCCUCAGCCAUUGAGCGAUGAUUGGGAAGACCAACUAGAUUAUAAAUGCGCUAUAUUUUGGCUUGUUUUCAUGUCACGUAUCACCUAUAUUUUACUCAAGUUAGGCACAAUGUUUAAUAUAAUCUUCCCAAAUUCUUUACAUGGAAUCAACGAGACACGCUCAGCUAUCAUUCACAUCGUAGGCGGCGGUAAAUUUUAG